ACCGGCCGAUAACGACGGUCCAGCACGACGAACGAGAAGCAUCGGCUGCAACCGACGCUGUCCGCAACUAGUCUGGAUUUUCGGCCCAUCGCAAAGCCCAAUUCUCCUGGUCAAACACCCUCUGUCAAAACCCGCAUACACGAAAAAUGGCAGCCGACGCCGCGCAAACAAUCGAGAAAAAGCCCAUCAAUUUCGCCAACAUCCUCUUGGGUGCCGGAUUGAACUUGGCCGAGGUGACCACGUUGGGCCAGCCGCUCGAGGUGGUCAAAACCACCAUGGCGGCCAAUAGGUCCUUGUCCUUGGUGCAGGCCGGCAAACUCGUGUGGUCACGUGGCGGCGUUCUUGGGUUCUACCAAGGCUUGAUUCCAUGGGCCUGGAUCGAGGCGUCCACUAAAGGUGCCGUGUUGUUGUUUGUGUCCGCCGAGGCCGAGUACCAGUACCGCAGCUUGGGCUUCAGCAGCUUCCUUGCCGGAAUGGGUGGCGGUGUCACUGGAGGAGUGGCCCAGGCGUACCUUACCAUGGGCUUCUGCACGUGCAUGAAAACCGUGGAAAUCACCCGGGCCAAGCAGGCUGCGGUGGCGGGCGCGCCCCAGCUGACGUCGUUCCAGGUGUUCAAGGAGAUUUACCGCAAGGAGGGCAUCCGCGGCAUCAACAAAGGAGUCAAUGCCGUGGCCAUCCGCCAAAUGACCAACUGGGGCUCGCGGUUCGGGCUUUCCCGUUUGGCCGAGGACGGCAUCAAGAACCUCACCGGCAAGGGGAAGGACGACCGCUUGAAUGCCGUGGAGAAGAUCGCCGCGUCGUGUGUUGGUGGUGGUUUGUCUGCGUGGAACCAGCCGAUCGAGGUGAUCCGCGUCGAGAUGCAGUCCAAGACCGCCGACCCAAACAGACCCAAGAACCUUGGGGUGUUCUCUGCUGCCAAGUACAUCUACUCCAACAACGGUGUCAAGGGCUUGUACCGAGGCGUGGCCCCCAGGGUGGGGUUGGGUGUCUGGCAGACUGUGUUCAUGGUGGCCUUCGGAGACAUUUUCAAGAAGUUGUUGAAGACGGAUGGCGGACAUUAGUGCAUGGACUACUCUAUCCAAACCUAGCUUAUCAAUACGAGAGUGUAUAUUCCUGAAUGAAAAAAAUGGCUGAAUGCCAACUCAUGCCA
Metschnikowia bicuspidata var. bicuspidata NRRL YB-4993 is the source of this 1150-nucleotide messenger RNA. It is a transcript of the gene YHM2, whose product is annotated as Yhm2p. The transcript has a single exon. Lineage: Eukaryota; Fungi; Ascomycota; Pichiomycetes; Serinales; Metschnikowiaceae. The record is from RefSeq and is a predicted model, not a curated record. The coding region runs from base 147 to 1061 and encodes 304 amino acids. Gene Ontology annotation, molecular function: tricarboxylate secondary active transmembrane transporter activity. Gene Ontology annotation, cellular component: mitochondrion. Gene Ontology annotation, biological process: alpha-ketoglutarate transport; mitochondrial citrate transmembrane transport.